AGUCGUGUAGCACUGCAGUAACCUCAUUUUUCUUCUGUUAGGUCUUUGCUUUUUCUAAAUGCGCUGAGCGCUGCAGAGGAUUGCAGUCCUAAUUGCAGUUUCUCGUAUAGCCGAGCUUCAUAACUUUUUCUAUGGAUGCAUUAAUUUACCAUAACCGUUUGACUACAUAGGACCUGUCAUGAGGAGAUAGCGCAGACAAUAGUUGUCCAUUCCCCGAGAUGCUGCAAGUAGCUCUGCCAUGGCCAGCUAUCCAAAACUGCCCCACGAGUACGAAGAAGACGAGCUCCAAGAUGGUCGUCAUCCGCCUUUACCCAGCAAGGAGCAGCGCGUGCUGAAGGGCCAUGAGGGCGCAGUGCUAGCGGUUCGCUUUAAUCCUCAAGGAUCUUACUGCCUUUCAUGCGGCAAGGACCGGACUCUUCGACUGUGGAACCCGCAUAGCGGCGUCCUGGUCAAAACCUACGCGGGGCACGGAUAUGAAGUUCGUGACGCAGCUGUUGCGCGUGACAACAGCAAAUUUGCAUCUUGCGGUGGCGAUAAGCAGGUUUUCCUGUGGGAUGUGGCCUCGGGCAACUUUAUCCGCAAGCUGCGCGGCCACGACAGCACCGUCAACGCCGUUUGCUUUGGCGCGGAGGACAACUUGCUCCUGACCGCCGGCUAUGAUCAGUGCGUCAAGGUGUGGGACAUGAAGUCUCGCAGCAUCGACCCCAUUCAGGUCAUCAAGGGCUUCCAGGACAGCGUCACCUGCGUGGCCGUCUCCGGCACCUCCGUCUUCGCCGGCUCCGUGGACGGCUCCCUCCGCCGCUUCGACGUGCGCGCCGGCCGCGCCACCACCGACCAGCUGCACCACCCCGUCACCGCCCUAGCACUCACCCGCGACGGACUGUGCUGCCUGGCUGCCUGCACCGACUCCGCGCUCAGGUUGGUGGAUGUGGCGGGCGGUCAGCUGCUGGCGACCUACACCGGGCACGUGCAUGAGUCGGUGAAGAUGGACUGCUGCCUGACGCCCAGCGAUGCCUACGUGGUGGGCAGCUCCGAAACCGGCGAGGUGCUUUACUGGGACCUGGUGGAGGCUGAAACCGUGGAGCGAUUCAAGGCACACGGCGGUGUGGUCACCAGCAUGGCAAUGCAUCCUGACGGGGCCCUGCUCUUGACCAGCUCAGUCGAUGGUUGCGUCAAAGUUUGGGGUAAAUGAUAAGUUGUUUUCACUGUUUGACCUGUCAAACUGUCAGGCUAGCGGAUAUUGUGUUGCAGUAGAUCCCGUGCAUUUUGCUGUACGCUAGAAUUGAAGUCGGCGAAAUCUAAGGCCGGUUACCAGUUAUAUAGCUAGGUCAUUACAGGUCGACGUUUAGGACAGAACCUAUACACUAGUUAAUGUUAAUGGUGCCGAACCAAGACUUUGUGACGAAGCGUUCGGUUGCUUGGAUUUUUCAAAUAUCCCCGGUUUUUGCUUCGCUGGUUCGGUAAACUUUCAUAUGCCCUGGCAUGCUUUUGCCAUGUCAUCGCGGUUACGCAGAGCGGAACUUUAAAUUAUACUCGGCAGGGGUAUAUGCGCGAACGUGAAAGUGACAGUGGCUUCUGCUCCAACGGCGCACAUUAUAGAUAUUAUAUUGGCGCACUUCUUAAGCUGGUGCCAUGCUUCAUAGCGGUAUGGCGUUACCGCAAUCCACUCAUAAUUGACAGCGGAAGGGUUCAAAAGGCUGACAUGCGGGAGCGUCAUGGAAGGGAAGCGCGAAAUACUUCGCCAAAGUCCAACACAUGAGUCUUCUAGCUACUAUGAAGCCGCAUCGUAUGCGACACAUGUUCAACGAGGUCGACGCGCAUUAACCAACGACUCCCCGGGACCUGGCGCUUCUACUUCCCCCCGACGUCGUCCUUCAACCAUGGCCUUCACAAGCCCCUCGACCGCGACCAGCCUUCUAGAGCGCUUCGGUAUCGCCCAUUUGACGCGAAGUCCCGGUGCUACUGGAUCCACGCCUUCAGCGUUGGCAGGAUCACCACAUAGCAAGUCUCGCAUGCCGGCUUCCCCCCGUUCUGGAGCAGAGGCGCCUGAACCUCCAGGAGGCCCAAACAGCCCGAGCAGCAAGCAGCAAGCCGCCCCCUACGUGCGACUCAUGCACAACCCCCUCUUCGCCGAGCCCGCGUCCUCUCACCCCGCCGCUCAGCCCCGCCGCUCUCCAGCCGGUACCCCCACCACCGCUGCCGCCGCCGUUACCACCGGCCAUGCUGCAUGGAGGUCAGGGGGCGUCAAAGGGCCCUACGCAGCUCCCCCUCCCGCGGCCUCCGCCCCAGCCGUCUCCCCAAGGGCUGCGGCGGCAGUAGGCAGCUAUGCCACCCGGGCAGCUGCCGCUAGGGCUCGAGCAAUGAGCCGAGUGACGGCGACGGCGGUAGCUGCUACUUCCGGGGUGACGGCAGGUGUGACGGGCAGCAGCAGCGCGGGCGAGGCUGAUGUCGAGGGGCAGCCGCCGUCCGCAAGCCCGGUGACGUCACCAUCUGGGUCACCGUCAUCUCUGGUUGAGAAUGCUGACGUGGAUGCUGAAGGAGGUGACGUCAGCUGCCGGAACGGUGGCGAUUACGCUGCUGGUGACGAGGGAGGUACCGCCGCCUCGCCCUUCCCGACGGCAAGAGCGCCCAUGACGAUUUCAGCUCCGGCAGCUGCUGGUGGUGUGGUUGCAACGGGAAUACCUGCCGGGGUGGUACGGCCUCGAGGCGCCGUCAACCCCGUCGUCACCGGAAUCAAGCCAGCGGUCGUCACCAAGAUCCCAACCGCCUCGGCCGCUGGUGCUGCUGCCGUCUCGCCGCGAGCUGGCGCCCCGCGAUCACCUUCAUCCCCAACCUCGAGAAGCCCUCUGAGGCAGCAACAACAGCCACACCAACAGUCACACCAACAGUCACACCACCCACAGCAGCAGCCUGGCGGCAGCCCAGCUGGAGGGGCAAAUCGUACCUUGUCGUACACAGACUGGGUCGAGGCACGGCAACGGCAGCAACAGCAGCAGCAGCCGUUAAACCAACGACCGCCCUGGCGCAAACCCAACGACAAGAAACCACCCUCUGCUGCCCCUGUCCCGGCCCCCGCAUCGACCGCACCUACCGCCCAAGCCCCUGCAAGUACGACCAACACCGCCGCCGCCGCCACUCCCAUUCCGGCUCCCAUGCCGCGCAGGCGACAGCAGUCGCAGUACAUAAGGUUAGACUCCGGAAGCGGCGGUGGCGGUGGAGCCCCCCGCAGCGGGGAGCUGUUCCCGCAUACGCCGCCGGCCCACAAGCCUGCCACCGCUCGAGCCAGCGCCGGUUCAGGAUCCGCACUGGGAGGAGGCGGAGGAGGAGGGCCGGCUGCAGGGUCCGGUAGCUACGGGAUUGGAGGGAUGAGGGGCAGCUUAAGGUCUGGUUCCGGCCACUCAGAAACUGGCGGGUGCAUGGGUAACGGGAUAUUGGUGACUAGGCUGGGAGGGCCCCUGCGGGAGUCCUCCUCCUCGACUUUUGGCGCUGGCGGCGCCGGCAGCGGCAGCAACCUCGGGAGCAGCGCUGAUCGAAGCAGUGGUGAGACGCUGGGUAUAGGGCCCAUGCCUAGCCUGCCAAGUAUCACCACUCUGGCGACUGAGGGGCUGUAUGCCGCCGUUGUGGGUCCGCGACCGGAGGCGAGGUCGCGGCUUGGAAACCCCACGGCGACGGCGGUGGCGACUGGCUUCUGCGAUGACGAUGGGUUUGAUGUGGAGGACGAUGGCGGCGAUCGUCGUGGUGAUUGCGGCGGCGUGGAGGGAAGGCAAGGUGGUGAGGGAUUCACGCCGUCGGCAGCGGCAGGAGCGGCGGCGGCUCCAGCUGCGCUUAAUGGUGGUGGUUGUUUUCUGUGGCCCAGCACCGGAACCGCGGCGGCGGCGUCCGCUUCGAGUGGCGAUUACUUCGAGAUGUAUGGUUUCGGUCGUCGCGGCGGUGCCUUCAGCGCGCUACAGCAAGGUGAAGAAGGAGGUGAAGAGCGAAAGAAAUACACGGCGAAGCAUGAGGAAUUGGACGCUGAAGAAGGAGGCGAAGAUGAAGAAUUUGAAGAAGCCGACCGCUUUUCCGUCCUGUACGAUGACCUGGUGCGCCAAGACAGCUUGACGCGCCGCGCUAGUUUUGCUUCCAACAACAGCAGCAUGCCACCACAGUCCGCGCGCGCCACUGCCACCGGCGUAAUUCCGGACAACAAUCCCACCGUACGCCGACGGAGCAUGGGAUCUCGUCCCACCAAGCCGCCAGCGACGCUGAUGCGGAGCGCCUCUGCUCGCAGCCCUGCCACUGCUGCUGCUACCGCUACCGCGGCUUUUUGCCAUGCGGGUUUGGAGCACGAGGCCUCGCAGUACCAGCAGCAGCGCGCUGGGAACUGCGCAGACCGCGGUGUCGCUGCUGCUGGUACUGCUACUGCCGGAGGAGUUGCCCGGGGCGUAGCUGUUAGAGUGUGCGAGCAUUGCAGGACCGUGGGUGGUGCGGGUGCGGGUAUGGCAGCAACAACGGUGUCACAACAGGGUCGCGGGGUGGCUAGUCCGCCCAGGCUGCUGCGCACCGCUAGUCCGCGGGUUAUGGGUCGAGGUUACGGCCGGUCAGCGAGGAUGGCAACGAUGGCUGCGUCGGAGGACGGCUUGGAUAGCGACGAACAGGAGCAGCUCGCUGUAGCUGCUGCUGCCGACGCAGGAGCUGUCCAUGCAACUCCCUCCUCGCCUCCGCUGCAUUCCCGCGACGCCUCAGCAAGGGGGGAGGACAACGUGGGCUGCCUGGUGGACGGAGUGUGUGUGCUGUGUCACGAGAGCAUUCCUGCGGAAGCGCGAGCCUCCAUCCGGGCCGCUAAGAGCUUCUCGCCGGGCUGCACACACGGCUCCGAGAUGUCUCCCGUGCCAGCUGCUGCUGCCGCUGCCGCAGCGGCCGCUCUCUUGGCAGCGGACAGCUCCCAUGCUGUUGACUAUGACGAGGGAGCUGGUGAUCAACAACCCAACGCAACGGCCUCUCGGCGACCACGUUUGAAAGCGCUUCGCAGCUUCCGAUUGCCACUUGCAUCGGACUGGCUGCCGGAUGAGGGAACCAGCCCACUCGCCUCCGUCGCCGCCGAUUCCGCUUCUAUUUCCGCCGUCGUUGUUGCGGGCACCACCGCCGGCAGCACCAGCACAGCGGGUGCCUUGGCUGAGCUGCAGACAGGGCUGUCCGCUGCUGCUACCGGCGCAGCCUCAAUUCUGGCAGCGGCGGUGGGCGAGCGAGAGCAGCAACAAGAGCAGCAGCCAGAAUGGCACGGCCGUGCUGACAAUUACAAGAGGUCCAGGUUUAAUUGUUCGGUUCAGAGCCCUUCCCUGCUGCCAUCGCAAUCAUGGCGGCAGCAGCAGCAACCGCACGAGCAGCAGCAAUCCCUAAACCGCCAAGCAACGCUGCCGCUAACCCAAAGCAAUGCCACAACCCCGCCUCCGCGCCCUUCUCCUCCUGCCGUCCACAGCUCCCAAACCGGAGCAAGCAUGCAUCCCAUGCUGCUGCAAACGCCGUCAACCCCAGCAGCAGCCACAACACCUCCGUCCUCCUCCUCGUCCCCAUGCACCGAGCAAUCCCCGCCCGUCGCCUGGGGCAGCGCCGACGUAACCCCCAUUCAGGGCGCGCCUCCCCCUUCUCUCAGCGCCGCUGCCAGCCCCAUCUCCCCGCCCUCGCCCUGUCCCGCACCCUCUUCAGCCCGCCUGCACAGCCGUCGCCACCCCGUGACGCGACAGAGCCGCUCCGCACCGCCCACGGCAGGAGCCGGCGCCGGCGCCGCUGUCCCCUCAACUGCUACCUCCUCCGCCUCACCUUUAGGCCCGUUCGGAGCAUCCAACCGCGAUUCCCUUCAACCCCCGACCACCAACGCUGCUGCUACUGCGGCUGCUGUCGGAGCUGCAGCCCAUGCGAGGCGCGGCUCUCCCUCACUCGCCUCCGCUGCGGGUGCUGCGAGUGGGUCGCUGCGUGCCUCUGUGCUGUUGGGUCUGGCUGGCGGUGCGCUGCAUGCGGCUGAGGGUGCGGCCGCCACUCCGCCGGGAGCUGCUGCUGGUGGUGGCGUUGCGAUUACCCCGAGUGGGGAGACCCCUGCGGGUAUGAGGGGCAGCCUGGGCUCGGUGUCGAGCUUCAGUGCGUUGUCGGGGCCGCAGUCGGGCGUCCUGUAUCGCUACCCCUCUCAUGGCUACCUGGAGUCAAUCACAGCUGAGGCAGGCGGUCGCUGGGACGCCGCCGCAGCAGCCACACUGUAUGACACGUACUUGUACGACAGCGAGCAAGCACAGCUUCAAGGACUCGCCUCCGUCGAGGAGUACGCCGAGCUGUACGAAGAUCCGUCGUACUCGUUGUCUUCUGUGUCGUACACGGCGGCUGCGCUUGCGGCCUCUUCUGCUGAUGGCAGCGUGCCUGCCGAUGAUUCAUAUGACGCUGCGUUGCCUUCUGAGGCAACCGCAGCACCCGCGGUGGCCCCCGCAACGACAAGAGAGAGGAUCGCCUCUCUUGCUUCGUCAUCUUGGCAGCGAAUGUCGGCGACACCCACACGCAAUGCGUCAUCCGUACGUGCUCCCGGCUCGCCUCGGCCGCCUCCCUCGCACACUACCUUGCAUUCGCCUUACGCCCACCUUGCUGGAGGUCCCGGCCCGCUGCAUGCUGCUUCCAGGUUCCAAUCCGCUGUCCAGAAGCUGUCGCACCCGGAUCAGGUGCACUCUGCACGGGACCCUCGCGUGGCCGCCGCCUCACCACCGCCGCCACCUCCCAGUCACAGAUCGCUGUCAGUGCCUUCAGCUUCGUACACACGGCCGCCGUCAGUCGCCGCCGCCGCCGCCACCGCUGUCGCCGUCGUCGAUAAUCCAGGAAAGCGCCCGCAUCCGUUGUCAACGCACAUGCAGUACGGGGCACCGGUGCCGUACCACUUGCCGUACAGUAGCAUUAGUGAGGAAGCUGAAGAGAUGCCGUACCCCUCGGUAUCAGUCGCCGCCGCCGCUGCAACAGCAGCAGCAGCACCGCUUCUAUCGCCCGCAAGCUCUCCAACAGAUAGCGCCCGAAGCCCGGGUCUGUCGCCGUUUACAGAUCGUCAGUGGCUACAUGCCGUACAGUCGUACAUGCCGUACUCUGCGCGCUCUUACGAUGCAAGGAUGGCGACGGCGGUUGAAGAGCGGUCGGCACUCGCUGGCGCCGCUGAUGUGAACCCGUUGGUUCCUGCAUCCCGGCACCACCCCGCGGCUGCAGCGCCGCAGCUGCCCCCGCAGCCGUCCGUCUUUGAGUGGUCGCAUGCUGCCGCCUCCACCGCCGCCGGCCUGACGGAGCCGGCAGGAAGUUGGAUGGUCCCCCAGCCACCAACAGCGCCAUGCCCACAACUUCCCCGUACGGUGGAAGCUGACGACAUUGACGCCAUGCUUCAGCCGCUGUCAGCUGCGGUGGCAGCAGCAUACAGGGCUUCCGAAGGGACCAGCCACAGCGUACUGCCGACCGCCCGCCCGCCACCGCCUUCGCCAGCAGCAGCAGCACCGCUGCAGGCACAGCCUCAACCGCCGGGACCGGCUGCAUGGCAGCAAAACCAGGAGCCCUUCCUCCCGCCACCACCCUCCUUCUCCCUCCUGUCGCCCCCGUCCUCCGGCGGUGCGCCUUCCGCCUCACAUCUGCCCCACCACCAACACCCAACCCAUGCCCAAGGCCGCCUUCCUACCAACUUACACGACCAAGCGCAACAGCAUCCCCACCACCGGCAGCGUGUUACUUCUCAAUACCGCCUCGCCGCUCCCUACCCGCCGCCUAGCCUAGAAGCCAUUCAGCGACUGCUUGAGGCUGACCUGCCCACCCCGGCCAUCGCAGCAGCAGUGGCCGUGCUGGCAGGCAGCCUGCCGCAGACCUGGCUUCAGCAGCCCAUGCCCGUAUCUCCGCAGACUGCCGCAGGUCACACUCCUGCAUCCGCUGCUCCUGAUGAUGGCCCGUCGCAGGCUGUGGCCCGGCAGCAGAGCGGCGAGCAGCUGCCAACGACCCAUGGCAGCAGCAGCGGUGGUGGUAGUCGGGGUGGUGGUAGUGAUGGCGGCAGCGGCAGAGAGGACGUUGACGUUCCGUACAAGGCGGCAGCAACAGCUGGAGCCAUUGGAAACGAGGGAGAUUCCGCACUGCAGCAACCAGCAGCCGGAGCCACCGGAGCUGCUGCGGUGCAGGAGCAAGCAGCCAGACUUGCGCCCGCGGCGGCUUCUGGCGUUGAAGCGCACUCGCCGCCGCCAUCGUCUCUGUCGCACAACGAUGCAGCCGGUGGCGACACAGCAGCCUCUGCUGCUGCAACCCUAGCCACCGCUAGCACUUCAGCCGCAGCAACCCUUCGCCAAUCCAUCACGCCUGCACCCACGCUGCCUCCUGCAUCUGCAGCCGUAACCGCAGCACGGUCGCUUGCCACGUCCACCGCAGCACCUGCCUCCUCUCCCGACGAUGCAUGCGGCAGCGUAUGCGAUGCGCGCGCGGCGGGCCCGGUGGGGUCCGCUGCCGGCCCAGCAGCUCAUGCGGCCCGCCGCAGCACUCAUGGGCGGGGAUCGCCCGGGCUCUGCCGCUCGCAAGCCGCCCUGUUGGCGCUUGCUGGGGAGUUUGGCAUGCCGCCGAAGCCCCUGCAGGAGGAGGAGGCGGGGCAGGUACAGGAGGGACUCGCAUGGAUGGAGAGGCUGGAGCCCCUGGGUGGUGGGAGCUGCUUGGAUGGGCGGGGUGAAGGCGAGGUGUUUGGGGUCCAGGUCGUGCAGACGCCCAGAUCAGGUUGGUCGCAGCGCAGCGAGGGACCCCUGGGUCGUGCCGUACGGCUGAUCGCGCAGAGCUUGCUGGUGGUGCUGGCAGGAGCCGCGGGCGCCACAGCGGCCGCCAGCACUCUGAACGCCGUUUGGGCUCGGCCUGAAGACCUGCCGGGCGAUGAGAACAGCAGCAGCAUCUUCUAUCCAAGAUACCCUAAGAACUAUCGGCCUAAGCGGUCAGCCCUUACCACCCGCUAGGCCCCUGCGUGCGUGAGCGGCGGAUCUGGCAG
Messenger RNA from Astrephomene gubernaculifera, 8992 nucleotides. Lineage: Eukaryota; Viridiplantae; Chlorophyta; Chlorophyceae; Chlamydomonadales; Astrephomenaceae. The record is from the annotation of a GenBank genome assembly.